AGUGAACGUGAUAGAAUAGUACUAAGCCAAGGUGGGAGAGGGAGGGACCAGGAUAGCAUACAGACCGUUCUGAGCUCAGCGAUCAGAACAUCCCUAAGAUCUAAACUUAGAGGACCAUGGGAGGUGUGGUGGUGGACGAGGGGCCUGGGGGGGUGAAGGCACCAGACGGGGGGUGGGGCUGGGCUAUACUGUCCGGCUGUUUCAUCAUCACUGGGUUCUCCUACGCCUUCCCCAAGGCUGUCAGUGUGUUCUUCAAGGAACUGAUCAGAGAGUUCGGAGUGGGGUACAGCGACACAGCAUGGAUCUCAUCUAUACUGCUGGCUAUGCUCUACGGCACAGGUCCUCUGUGCAGUGUGUUGGUGAAUCGUUACGGGUGUCGUCCGGUGAUGAUGGUGGGGGGACUGUUUGCCUCUCUGGGGAUGAUUCUGUCUUCCUUCUCCACCAGCAUCAUCCACAUCUACCUCACUACUGGAGUCAUUACAGGUCUGGGCCUGGCGUUGAACUUCCAGCCAUCUCUGAUCAUGUUGAAUCGCUACUUCAGUGAGAAGAGGCCCCUGGCUAACGGGCUGGCUGCUGCUGGGAGCCCUGUGGCCCUCUGCUGCCUCUCCCCUCUGGGACAGGUGUUGCAGUACCAGUACGGUUGGAGAGGAGGCUUCCUCAUCCUGGGGGGGUUACUGCUCAACUGCUGCGUCUGCGCGGCCCUCAUGAGGCCCCUAGUGGCCCCUCCUAAAACCCCCCAGCUGGAACUGGAAGAUGGAGAGAAGGAGGGAAGAGAGGUAGAGAAGACCCAGUCCAAACCCAAACCGCUCCUGGACUUCAGUGUGUUUAGGGACAGGGGUUUCCUGAUCUACACCAUAGCUGCAUCUAUUAUGGUCCUGGGUCUGUUUGUGCCGCCUGUGUUCGUGGUGAGCUAUGCCAAGGAGCUGGGGAAUGAAGACACUAAGUCGGCCCUCCUCCUGUCCAUCCUAGGCUUCAUAGAUAUCUUCGCCCGGCCCACCUGUGGCAUUAUCGCUGGGCUGAAGUGGGUCAGGCCCAGAGUUGUCUACCUGUUCAGCUUCGCCAUGAUCUUCAAUGGAUGCACCGACCUGGUGGGAUCUCAGGCGAAGGACUACCCAUCUCUGGUGGUGUUCUGUGUGUUCUUCGGGAUCUCCUACGGGAUGGUGGGGGCACUACAGUUUGAGGUUCUCAUGGCCAUCGUUGGCACGGAGAAGUUCUCCAGCGCUUUAGGACUCGUGCUGCUCAUGGAAGCUAUCGCUGUGCUGGUGGGACCGCCUGGAGCAGGUCGGCUGCUGGACGCCACUAAGAACUACAUGUACGUGUUCCUGCUGGCAGGAACUGAGGUGGUUCUCGCCGCCGUGGUCCUCGCCACGUGUAACUUCCUGUUCAUCAGGAAGAAGCCCUCAGAACCCACCGCGGAACUGGAGAACGGAACGGUUGCCACGGAGAUGGAGCAGCUCAACAAGCCCGUUGCCGCCGAGGAAGAGGAGGAGGAGGAAGAAGAGAAGGGGGAGAAGGAGGAGAAAGAGAAAGAGGAGGUGAAGGAGAUGAAGGAGGAGGACAGUGAGAAAGAGAAGGAGGAGAUCAGGCCUGAGAUCGUAGAAGUGGAGCGCAUCCUUAAAGAACCAGAAGAACAAAAUGGCGCAGUGCUCUCCAGUUCUGAGACACGUCUGUAGGAGGAAGAGACCCUGGCACAGGACAAACUAUAGACUGCCAAGGGCACUUUAAAUGGCACUAAGAAAUGUACUCUGUGAACUUUGAAGGGGACUAAAAAGUGUACUUUGUGGGGCAAGAAAGUGCUUAGAGAAGCAUACUGGGGAAGACGGAGCUGGUCCUAGCAGUAUCCUGCUGUAUGUAGUUGAGAUGUUGUGUUGUUGUGUUGUCGUGUGUAGCUGUUCUCUGUGGGGCUGUGUGCCAUAUCAACAUCAAUAACACACACACACACACACACACACACACACAAUCGUGAAGUGAAACCGACAAAUGUCAAGUGAAUAACCGUACUAAUAGUCUUGUGCGCGCCAUGUGAAUUGUGAAGCUACAAGUGUCUAGUGCUGCAGGGAUCAAACAAAAGGUGUGCUGUGGUAUAAAGUCUGUUGUUGUUUGUAAUAAUAUGGAAAAAAAGACAAUCCUGCCUACUACUUUGGAGCACAACAUUAGAAGUGUUCUGGAACUUUAACCAAACCCAGUGUGGAACAUUCCGCUGUCAUUCAACAUUCCGCUGAGUGGUAGGAAGGAAUGGAUACCUGGCUAUUGUCAUGCAUAUCAUUUCACUCUGAGCUUUGGUACAGAGAUUUAAAGGUAUAGUGAUGUUGAAUGGUUGAAUUUCACUCUGCAACCUUGUAGAGAUUGUAGACUUUAUAGACUAGGACAAUGAGAACACCAGACUAGUAUCCCUGGUUACAUCCCAAAUGGCACCCAGAGAGAGGCACCAUUUGGACAUGUUUGUUUAUUUCAGUGUUAUAACAUAAACUAUGACGACAGAAAGAGGUCACACUGUUUCUAGACUUCACAGUUGAAUCUGUAGAUACAGCGCUUGAGUCCCAAAUGGCACCCUAUUCCCUAUAUAGUGCACUACUUUCAACAAGGGCCCAUAGUGCUCUGCUCAAAAGUAGUGCGCUAAAUAGGGAACAUUAUUAGGUCUCACAGAACUAGCCGACAGAAACCAUUCAGUCCAGAGAAACCAAUGACUUCCCAUGCAGAUCUAAAACAAAUAACUUAGUGGUAUUCAACUUCUUUCCAAUAUUUGUAUUAUCAGUUUUUUUUUAAAUGUAUUGAUACUUUUAUUAUGUCAGUAUUGUUAAGGAAGUUAAGGAAGGCUAUAACCUCUCUCCAUUUCAUGAUAAGUCAUAUGUAUGUACUUCACCGUUACUGUGUGUGUUCUGUUUUCUAAACGAUAACUUGAAUUGAGACUCUGUGUUACAUGUUAAUUGAUAAUGAUGCUGUUAGGUAGUGGUGUGGGCAUUAUUUUACCUUGGGUGCAUCCCAAAUAGCACCAUAUUCCCUAUAUAGUGCACUGUCUCUCUCACUAUGUCCCCGGUCAAAAGUAAGAGGGAAUAGGGUUCCAUUUGGGAUGCAUCCCUUGUUUAUCUGUUGGGAGCUACACAAUGAAACUAAACACCUCAAAGAGUUGGAACUGAAAGUACCACAUAAACAACAACAAGCCAGAAUUUAAAGUCAAGGUUUAUUGUUCUUGUCAGUGGCCAAGUAGAGAUUAUAAUAUGUUUAUAAUCUUAUUCGAGUUUAGAUCAUUAUAAUUUAAUAGGAGCCAGUUCUGAUUAUUUUGUUAUUUGGCACUUAGGUCACGUCAGAUAGUAGAUGAGAUAUGAAGACUUACAGUACCUUGGAAUAUUUCCCAAACUCAUUUUGGUUAUCAGAGCUCUUCCAAGCACGUCUAACCCAAUUAGGUCUCAGUGUUUCCUGGUCAGGUCACGUGGGGGCCUAAUCAUAUGAAUCCCCUCUUUACACCUUGACUGUGUGGAACCAUGCUUGUUUCAGUCAUACUUGUUCUGAUUAUACACCUUGACUGUGUGGAACCAUGCUUGUUUCAGUCAUACUUGUUCUGAGUGAUGAAUAAUGACUGAAUAAACGGCCAUGUUCUA
Messenger RNA from Coregonus clupeaformis (lake whitefish), 3599 nucleotides. RefSeq names its product monocarboxylate transporter 4. NCBI's taxonomy places the organism in Eukaryota, Metazoa, Chordata, Actinopteri, Salmoniformes, Salmonidae. Gene Ontology annotation, cellular component: membrane. The transcript has 8 exons. Bases 117 to 1673 code for a protein of 518 amino acids. Gene Ontology annotation, molecular function: monocarboxylic acid transmembrane transporter activity. Gene Ontology annotation, biological process: monocarboxylic acid transport; transmembrane transport. The record is from RefSeq and is a predicted model, not a curated record.